GCCACUAUCUCCAGGAGACACAGAGUUAGAGACUUUACAGGUUGAAAAUUGUCCGCCUAAAAACCAAGUAUGGAGUCAGUGAGAUUUAUUAGUAUUCCACGCACAUACUCUGUGAUGCGGAAAUUGUCGUCACGUAAUGCGGUAGUGACACGAAAUCGCCUGCUGUCCCCAAAUAACCUACAACUACCAACAGUUUCCUGGAUUCUAGGGGCCAAGAUGAGUUCCCUGUCAGCCCCACCGGCGAGUCUCCUCCAUCCGAUGAAUUUUCCCCGGAAAUUACUGAUGGGACCCGGCCCAUCAAACUGUCCUCCUCGGAUACUUAACGCCAGUGCCCUACCCGUCCUAGGACACCUCCAUCCCGAGUUUACACAGAUUAUGGACGAAGUGAAGAAUGGUGUGAAGUACGCCUUCCAGACAAACAACAACUGGACAGUCUGUGUCUCGGGCACAGGCCAUGCCGCCAUGGAAGCUGCAUGUUGUAAUUUACUGGAGCCAGGGGAGACCACUCUAGUGAGCGUGAAUGGUCUAUGGGGUGAUCGUUUUGCCGAUAUGGCCAACCGAAAUGGUGCUGUUGUAAAGAAAAUACAUAAACCCAUGGGACAAGUGUUCAGUCUGGCAGACAUUGAGGAGGGCUUGAAAACAUAUAAACCAGCAUUGCUGUUCAUUACUCACGGUGAAUCGUCUGGGUCGACUUUACAGCCACUAGAGGGCGUAGGAAAGCUGUGUCACAAGUACAACUGUCUGCUUCUCGUGGACUCUGUGGCAGCCCUUGGAGGCGUGCCCAUGUACAUGGACAAGUGGGAAAUUGAUGUGAUGUACACAGGAGCACAGAAGGUUCUGAGUGCUCCCCCAGGGGCCAGUCCGAUAUCGUUUUCAGAUAAGGCAAGGGCCAAAGUGUUAGGCCGUAAAGUACCGGUGAGGUCUUUUUAUUUCGACAUGAAUCACUUGGCCAACUACUGGGGUUGUGACGAGGAAUCCCGAAGGUAUCACCACACCGGUCCUAUUUCGAGUGUGUACGCUCUGAGGGAGGGGCUUGCCAGACUUGCAGAGGAGGGACUUGAAGCGAGCUGGGACACCCACAAGCAAUGUGCAGAGAUGUUGCACGAGGGCGUGGCAAAGCUUGGUCUAGAAUUACUGGUCACAGACAAGACAGUUCGACUGCCUUGUGUAACAGCCAUCAGGGUUCCGUCUGACGUCAACUGGAAGCACGUGGCCGACUACGCAAUGAACACAUACCGGGUGGAGAUAUCCGGCGGACUUGGAGAUUUGGCGGGAAAGAUUUGGCGGGUAGGAAUUAUGGGAUAUAACGCCACGCCUGACAACGUAAAACUCGUACUCCGAGCUCUGAAGGAAGGAAUUCAGCUCGACAGACAGAAGUCAAAAUUGUGAACGUGAAACCGAGGAGUUAUCGGAUAAAGUCAGGCAUUUAAGAAGAUUCAUAAAUUAAUUGUAGAAAAAAGGCAAAUGUAAGGACGUCUGGAUAGUCAGUCAUUAAUGCCAGUUUGUUGGAAUGAAAACACAACUUAGGCUCCAACAUCUCAAAAAUAUCAGUUAUCCAUGUACUUUUUGUGAAAAUGAUUGAAUUUGUAUGUUUUAUUGUUAAACCCAUAAAAUAUUGUGUCGAAUUACUCAUGUUGAUCGGAUUUUGAAACAUUUAUGUGAAACAACCCUUCACAAACAAUUUCUUUUAUCAGAUACAAUAUUUUACUUCAUAUAAAAUUUAUGAAGACUUCACGGGAAUAUCAAUGCAAAUAAUUAUAUGGUGCGAUCGGGAAGAGUUUGAUUUCCCCAUCUUUUAGUCUUUAUUUCCACAGGGCUUACCCUAGCACCACUAAGGAAGCACGAUGCAUGUUUGUUGUUUGUUUGUUUACUCAGUUUAUCGCCUCGUGAACAGUUAGAGUCAUAUUUUGAGGUUGGGGUGCGGUGGGGUCUCCUUGUAGUAGUUGGUGACUACCUCAUGAUGAUCACAGAACAACGUAAUGGAGGCCCGUCGCUUGCCACCCAGAGCAAGUAGAGUAAAGUAUCUUGCUCAAGGACAAUCAGGGCAAAGCAGACUGGCCCAUUCAUCAGCUUCCUGAGAAACACAAACCGACACGGUUUGGGAACGUCAAACACCCACCUCGGAUCUUCUAACCGACUGAGCUAUCGCCGCCCCAGUAACAGGUACAAAGAACUAGGUAUCAACUCCUUAGAUCUGUGACUUUAUUGGUAUUUAAAGGUGCUUUUCGCCCGUGUACCCGCUGUACCUUCCGUUGAUGAACGAAUUCUGAUCUUAAACCGCCAACUCUAUAUAAUGUGAUAACUGCUGUUGUGUGUAAAGUAGUUACCGAGAGGUCUCUGUAAUAUUGUACGUGUGUGUUCGUGUUGGUAUCGAGAACAACAAUUAUCUCAAUGUAGCUGGAGAUUUUCAAUGUGUGUCUUUUGUGUGGAUAUUUCUAUAUUGUUGUAUGAAUUAUAUGAUAUAAAGGAUUAUUAUAUAUUAUAACUGGAUGUGGAUUUCUAGAGUAAUUGAAAGUAUACAAUAUGAAUAUAUAUGUAUGUAUGAUAUAUAAAAUAUGUACAUUCAGUCGAGAACAACGAAAACAGCAUUAUACCAAAGACCGCUGUGGAUAUGUUUAGCCCAUCAAGCAUAAUAUUAUGAAUAUAUUACAAAAGUUUAUAUAUACUUAUCAUGUAAUAUCUAAGGAAUUAUCAGAUAGGAAAUGUGUGUAACAUGCAUGAACACAUUUAUAUAGAAGCAACAUGAAAUGAUUUUGUUGAAAAUUCUAUAUUUUAAGAUUGUUGAAUAAAACUAUCCAGUGAGAGAACGGUC
Molecule: messenger RNA, 2812 nt
Organism: Pecten maximus
Lineage: Eukaryota; Metazoa; Mollusca; Bivalvia; Pectinida; Pectinidae
Product: serine--pyruvate aminotransferase-like
Exons: 12
Coding region: 70-1389 (439 amino acids)
Cellular component (GO): peroxisome
Molecular function (GO): L-serine:pyruvate transaminase activity; L-alanine:glyoxylate transaminase activity
Source: RefSeq, a predicted model, not a curated record